Molecule: messenger RNA, 1758 nt
Organism: Uloborus diversus
Lineage: Eukaryota; Metazoa; Arthropoda; Arachnida; Araneae; Uloboridae
Product: glutamyl-tRNA(Gln) amidotransferase subunit B, mitochondrial-like
Exons: 12
Coding region: 126-1706 (526 amino acids)
Biological process (GO): glutaminyl-tRNAGln biosynthesis via transamidation; mitochondrial translation
Molecular function (GO): glutaminyl-tRNA synthase (glutamine-hydrolyzing) activity
Source: RefSeq, a predicted model, not a curated record
UGUAAACAAACCAUGAAUGUGGUUUUUUGCUUAAAUUACAUAUGACUGCUAAAAUUUGUUUCCUAUUUUAUUCAAGUUCUACUUUACAAUUUAAAAAUAGAAUGUGCAGCUGAUUUCUGGAAAACAUGACACUUUUGAAAAGACUUCCAAAACAAAUUUUUUAUAGUUCUAAAAGGUUAUCUUCUAACAAAACCUCGAAUUCCAAAUGGGAGACAGUAGUUGGAUUAGAGAUUCAUGCACAAAUUAAUGCAAAAUCAAAGUUGUUCUCUAGUGCUGGUACAAAUUUUGGUGCUCCAACAAACACCGAAGUUUCCUAUUUUGAUGCAGCUAUUCCUGGAACUUUGCCUGUGCUGAACAAAUAUUGUGUGGAAGCUGGAAUUUUGACUGCACUUGCAUUAAAUUGCACUGUGAAUAAAAGAUCCACAUUUGACAGGAAGCACUACUUUUAUCCAGAUUUACCAGCUGGCUAUCAAAUAACCCAACAGUUUAAUCCUCUUGCAAAUAAUGGAUACAUUACUUUUGUAGUGUGUAGUAAAUCACAGGGUGAUGAGCCUUAUGAAUGUAGAUGUAAUUUGAAACAAAUUCAACUAGAGCAAGACAGUGGGCGGAGUUUUCACGUAGCCGACAAAAAAAGCUUUGUUGAUCUAAAUAGAGUUGGUAUUGGACUUAUGGAACUUGUUUUUGAACCUGAUUUGAGGAAUGGAAUUGAAGCUUCCUCUUUGGUAAAAGAGCUAAUGCUUAUACUAAGGAAAAUAAACACCUGUUCUUGUGAAAUGGAAGAGGGAGCAUUACGGGUUGAUGCCAAUAUUUCAGUAAACCAAGUUGGAGAAUCGCUUGGUGUCAGAACUGAAGUUAAAAACAUCAAUAGUUUACGCUUCAUUGCACAAGCAAUAGAUUUUGAAAUAAGCAGGCAGAUAAAUAUCCUAGAAAAAGGAGGCAUAGUUUCAAAUGAAACAAGAGCUUUUGACUACCACUCAAAAGAAACUGUGUAUAUGAGAGACAAAGAAGCACUUCAGGAUUAUCGCUUUAUGCCUGAACCAAAUCUCCCUCCUAUACGACUAAGUGAUGAUGUUGAUGCAACUGAUGAUUAUUGUAUAUCAGUUAAUAAAUUGCGUGAAAAGCUUCCAAAGCUUCCAUCUGUUGAGCGAGCAGAACUGAUGAGCAAAUAUAAGGUGCCAUAUAAUAUUGCUGACAUAUUUGUGAGCACUGAUGGUUUAAGAUCUAUGUUUGAAACAAUUGCCUGUACUGUCCCUGAUGUUAUGUAUAUCAGUAAUUUUCUAUUGAAUAAUGUUCAGCAUCAGUUGAACAUCAGGAAACUCACAUUUAAAAAUUGCCACGUUAGUGGGAAGCAGAUUGCAGGUAUUGUAGAGCUUGCUACACAAAGCAUUAUAUCUGAUGCAACUGCUUCUGAUGUUUUGGACAUGUUAUUUAAUGGUGACCAAAGAUCUGCAGCAGAAAUUGUUGAAAAAUACAACUGGUACCUAAUUAGUGACAAAGAAGAAUUAGAGAAAUUCUGCAAAGAAAUAAUGCUUGCCCGCCCAAAAAUGGUAAAGAAGUAUCGAAAUACAAGAAAGAAAAGGUACAUGACAUCUUUAUUACAAGGACUGAAUGAAAAAGUACACAACAGAGCAUCCAUUAGGCAUGCUGAAGCAGUAUUUAUAGAACUUAUUUUUUGUGAUGAUUCUUUGGAGAAAAAGGACUCUUGACAACUCUGUUGAGAGGAAUGUAAAUAGUAAAUAAAUAAAUUUUUAUCUUUAA